Molecule: messenger RNA, 1005 nt
Organism: Histoplasma mississippiense
Lineage: Eukaryota; Fungi; Ascomycota; Eurotiomycetes; Onygenales; Ajellomycetaceae
Exons: 2
Coding region: 1-1005 (334 amino acids)
Biological process (GO): protein phosphorylation
Molecular function (GO): protein kinase activity; ATP binding
Source: RefSeq, a predicted model, not a curated record
AUGGAGGCGUGGGUGUUCGACCGUUCGGGUCCCUAUAGCUCCGGCGUCAUCGACGUCUACAAGGACUCAAGACGGUUCUUUUCAGAUGAAAAAGUGCUGCAGCUGGGUGAAAUACUUUCCUUUCAACAUGCCAUCGUGUGUCGCGGGACCACAUGUUUUCUCACAAACGAUGGACAAGGCGUAGCUAAAUUCUCAUGGGUGUCGGACAAGCGGCGGCCGGAGGUGGAACUCCUUGAGCUAGCAUGUCAAAAGAAUGUCCAAGGAGUUGCAAGGAUCAUCGGUCACAGUACCAUCACCAGCAUCGCCGACAUGCGCUGCAGUCUGACAUUCGACAAGCGCCACCACUUCAAAAGCGCACCCCCCAGCGCAACCUCCUCAUUUCAUCAAUCUCAGCCGCUCAUCGAGCCGCGCCGCUUAGAUAUCCGUCGAAAGUCAUCUUCCAGGAAACGCAGAUCCCCGGAUAAGGGGAUGCAGGCAUCCAAACGAUCGCGUUCCACCAAUCAGCCAUCAAGGGACACUCAGGAGGAAAAUGAACUAGCUUUCUCCAUUCAGUCAGCGCACAAACCGAGUCUCUUCGACAAGAAUGGUGAGGAACUGUACGACAACCGUGUCCUCCGGUGUCUCGUGAUCUCGCCCGCUGGCCGGCCGAUCUAUGACUACAAAUCACCGUUGGAGCUUCUCACGGCGCUGCGUGAUGCAAUAAAGGCGCACCGGUCUCUUUACCUGGAUGGGAACAUCCUUCAUCGGGAUAUUUCGGAGAACAACAUAAUAAUCACCGAUCCAGACAAGGCGGAUGGCUACUCUGGCAUGCUGAUUGAUCUGGAUCUUGCCAAAGAAGUUGGAAGUGGGCGAAGCGGCGCGCGGCACCAGACUGGCACAAUGGAGUUCAUGGCAAUCGAGGUGCUGCUGAAUAUCGACCAUACCUAUCGGCAUGAUCUUGAGUCUUUUUUCUACGUGCUUAUGCGUGUGUCACGCUGUCGCAACGCCACGGUUGGGAAAAAUUAA